Messenger RNA from Spathaspora passalidarum NRRL Y-27907, 764 nucleotides. RefSeq lists its product as uncharacterized. Lineage: Eukaryota; Fungi; Ascomycota; Pichiomycetes; Serinales; Debaryomycetaceae. The transcript has a single exon. Gene Ontology annotation, cellular component: extracellular region. The record is from RefSeq and is a predicted model, not a curated record. Bases 93 to 764 code for a protein of 223 amino acids.
AAAUUAUUCGAGAUAUUCUUCACGUUCUUCUAAUUGUGAACCAUUAAGAAUUCUCUAAAGUCUUCAAAAAAUAGUCCAGUAUUAAACCUCCAAUGAAGUUUUCAAACGUUCUUUCCCUCGCUUUACUUUCGAUUGCUGCUCAAGGUGCUGUUUUACCAGGAACGGAUGAAGCUGAUGCUCCAGAAGUUGAUGUAAUUGCUGUUGCUCAACGUGAUAUUUCUGAAUCUGAUGUUCCUAAAAUUGAUGUGGUCGCUGUUGCCCAACGUGAUGUUUCUCAAGAACAAGAAGUGGAUAUUGAAAAACGUGGGUUCGGUAUUGUUGCCGAUAUUCUCUUCGUUACUGAAAUGUUCACUCUUCAUAACUUAAAGCGUCUUCGUCAUGGGGUUCCUCUCUUAAAUUGGGACCUGGGUUGUUAUAAACACGCUCAGAAUCUUGCAGAUAGCUACGACUGUUCGGGUAAUUUCCCAGACCCUGGUAAUGAAUAUGGUAACAAUCAAGGUACAGGAAAUAGCAACCCAGUUACUGUUGUUGCUGAUUCUGCUGUUGUUGUCGAUAGUUGGUAUGCCCCAAGUACUAGUUAUAACUACGGCAAUCCAACUGCCAUGAAUCUGUUUACCAACCUUGUUUGGAAAUCAACUACCAAGGUAGGUUGUGCUUACAAAGAUUGCAGAAGUAAGAAGAGAGGUUAUUAUUAUACCUGUAGUUAUGAUCCAGCUGGUAAUGUUCCAAAUUUUGGUAAACAAAACAUUUUCCCACCAAAAUAA